AGGACGGGAGGACUGAUGCUAUUACUCAUAUAUAUGUACUUCAUAUGCCUACUUCAGCUGCCCAGGAGUAGUAUUUAUUACUUUUGCCUUUUUCCGAAUCUCCAAAUUAACACCAGUAUUGUCGUACGCUUACAUUCCCAGCGCCCACCCGUACCAGAUGAUUUCACGCGAAUCGCCUAUAAACAACUCAUGAGAACUUAUACUCCUUGGAUGAAUGUAUAUGCCGAGCUUUGGUGGCUGUUGUUAAGGGAUUGGCGGCGCAUGGCGGGUUGGGUGUUGACGGUGUGUAUGGGAUGGCGAUGAAUAGUAUCCUCGAGAUAGAGAUGGCCCUGUCCACAGGGCGGACGAUGAUAUGAGUAGAGACAAGGACAAGGAUCUGUUAGGGCGAUAGGUAGGAGGCGGCUUCAGUGCCGUGAGUGACGAGUCUGUCCUGCAUGGCUAUAUACAGAAGGAGAUGAGAAGUUAGUUUUGUGAAAAAAGAUCUAUUAACGCGUGUUGGAGUUUAUGAUAAAGUGCUAGCCAUAGAACCAGGCCAAGGCAGCAUUGCGUAUGGUUUCCACAUUCCCUUCCG
Amorphotheca resinae ATCC 22711 is the source of this 571-nucleotide messenger RNA. RefSeq lists its product as hypothetical. NCBI's taxonomy places the organism in Eukaryota, Fungi, Ascomycota, Leotiomycetes, Helotiales, Amorphothecaceae. The transcript has a single exon. Bases 16 to 303 code for a protein of 95 amino acids. The record is from RefSeq and is a predicted model, not a curated record.